AUGAACGUUUUAGGCAGAAGUUUGAACGAAGAUCAAGUUAUACAAUUGCUGGGCGAUGGAAACUUCUCCGACAUCGAAGAUUUUGAGGACGUCGACGACGAAAUCCAACCCAGCACUUUCGAAAAUCUUCAGUUGGAUGAUCCAGAGCCUGAACCACAGCCGUUUGUAGAACCGAGCCGGAACCGAUGCAAGAUACUCCUGGACCAUCACAACUAA
Molecule: messenger RNA, 216 nt
Organism: Parnassius apollo (apollo)
Lineage: Eukaryota; Metazoa; Arthropoda; Insecta; Lepidoptera; Papilionidae
Source: the annotation of a GenBank genome assembly